UUUGCUCUCAAUUCGAAAGACCGCCUCUCACUUGCCUACUUGACUUUGUUACUCCCUCUCUUUUAUUUUCUCGUCGAAACCCUAGAACCUUGUUCGCGGAGUAUUUACACGAGAAAAACCUCAACAUUGUGUGUGUAGUUAUGGAGUUUGGGAACGAUUUCGAUCGCAUGCUCUUCUUCGAACACGCUCGCAAGACCGCCGAAAUCGCCUACGCCAAAGAUCCACUCGAUGCCGAAAAUCUGACGAGGUGGGGAGGUGCUAUGCUUGAGUUAUCACAGUUCCAGAAUGUUAGCGAAUCGAAGAUGAUGAUUCAAGAUGCCAUUUCAAAGCUGGAGGAGGCCUUGAAGGUUAAUCCGAAAAAGCAUGAUGCUAUCUGGUGCUUGGGUAAUGCUCAUACUUCUAAUGCAUUUUUGACCCCUGAUCAAGAUGAGGCUAAGGGUUCUUUUGAUAAGGCAGCCCAGUACUUUCAGCAAGCUGUUGAUGAGGAUCCGGAGAAUGAUCUUUAUCGCAAGUCCUUAGAAGUGUCUGCCAAGGCUCCUGAAUUGCACAUGGAGAUACAUAAGCAUGGUUUUGCUCAGCAGGCUAUGGCAACCGGACCUUCCACUUCUUCAACUGCAAAGACCACGAAGAAGAAGAACACUGAUCUUAAGUACGACAUAUUUGGAUGGAUAAUCCUUGCAGUUGGGAUUGUUGCAUGGGUGGGUUUUGCAAAAUCUCAUGUUCCUCCGCCACCUCCAAGAUAAGUUGAGCUUAUGGCCCCAUGUCCGAGGUGUUUGUGGGAAAUACAUCUCCAUCAGAGCCCUUACCUCUGAUUUUGUUGAAAAUCGCCCUGCACUUCGCAAGUUAAUUUUUGGCCUGAGUUAUUAUGUUUUUCACCGUAUGUAAACUGAUAUAAUAAUAAGUUAGUAUUUUUAACACAUGAUAUUUUAUUUUUCUGUAUUAAGUCGGGAACUAUUGCUGAUUAGCUGUUACAUAGAUUCACACUCUGGUUUUUUAGUUGAGAAUUAUUGACAAUUAGCUGAAAGAACUUUGAAACCAAACCCCAUCUGUUUAGAUUCA
Messenger RNA from Camellia sinensis, 1059 nucleotides. Its product is annotated as mitochondrial import receptor subunit TOM20. Gene Ontology annotation, biological process: protein insertion into mitochondrial outer membrane. Lineage: Eukaryota; Viridiplantae; Streptophyta; Magnoliopsida; Ericales; Theaceae. Gene Ontology annotation, molecular function: protein binding. The record is from RefSeq and is a predicted model, not a curated record. Gene Ontology annotation, cellular component: mitochondrial outer membrane translocase complex.